Fusarium odoratissimum NRRL 54006 is the source of this 2438-nucleotide messenger RNA. RefSeq lists its product as uncharacterized. Bases 49 to 1638 code for a protein of 529 amino acids. Gene Ontology annotation, cellular component: membrane. Gene Ontology annotation, biological process: transmembrane transport; metal ion transport. The transcript has 2 exons. Lineage: Eukaryota; Fungi; Ascomycota; Sordariomycetes; Hypocreales; Nectriaceae. Gene Ontology annotation, molecular function: metal ion transmembrane transporter activity. The record is from RefSeq and is a predicted model, not a curated record.
CAAGCCUGGAGAAAUGCUCAUUUAUUACACAGACACAGUGUAUACAACAUGUCUAUAAAAUGCCCCAUAAUAGAAGCGCCUGAAGCUCGAUCCACGCCCCGGACAAAAGAUGACAAUGGCAGCUGGCUAUCUGCCGAUGGACCAUAUCUCACUUACGUCAAGCAGAGCUGUAGUCGACAGCCCAAUCUCGAGUUACCCGAUGGACGGAAUCGCGCUAUUAUGCUGUGCGACAGACAGCAUGUUCGAGCGACAGUUCUCGAGUUAAAUAGUGAAGGCAAAAUGCUGUCGCCCGCGGAAUUCCCUCAUGUUACACAACUGAGGAAUCAUUUUUCUCAACUGCGAAAGUUGCGCCAAGAUGGUCAAAGUCAUCGGAUGAUCUAUCUUGUCGAAGGCUUAAACACAGAAGUUAUAGCACUUUUAGGUGACGAACUCCAGGUAGACCCUAUGUUCUUUGUCACUCACGAGAGAACGUCGACAUAUCUGCGAUGGCCUUACGAGCCCAAUCUAGCACCAUGCUUACCUUCACUCAUUGACGGGAAUCGAUCAUUUACUGCAAGCUACUACGACAUUCGAGCUCUCAGUGAAGAGUUCGGGUCAUUCAGCGUAGGAUGUGCAGAAUCGGGUAGAGACGCUUUGAGGACCAAGCUCGGCAAGGAUUGGGAGCCUACAGUUAUCCUUCACAGAAAAUGUUCAUUCUGGAAAACAACAUUUUCCAAUCAAAAUGACUGGAGUGUUUUAAUCCUCUGUGAUCCACCCUUUCGAAAAGCUCAUAUAUGGCAUAAACCACAGCCAAAAUCUGAGACGUGGUCACUCAAGACUAUAGAAUUUUCUGCACCUCCGUUUCAAGGAGGAUAUGCAGAUUUUAUCCCCAGUCCCUGGACUGUACGGAGCAGAACAUCAGGACCUUCACGAGAAUGUCUAUAUGACGACUUGCUUCACUACUACACCGAAUGCUACAAUGACAUAUCUGCCAGGCAAGCAGCUCAGCUAGACAUCACUGUUUUCGUGAGGAAGAUCAUAGCGUCUCAUUAUAUGCUUUUGAUCGAAUACCACGAUGCGCUUCUAUCGACAAUGGCAUUUCCCUUGCAGCGAAAAGACAAUUUUGCAUCUGUUCAGACAACAUCUCUCGAAGCAUCAUGGAGCAAUAUCCAACUUUUAUGCAGUCGACUCAGCAGAUAUAUCAAGGAUGUUUCACAAAUAAUGCUACAGUUACACAUCAGAUUUGACGAUCCCGUAGUUCCAACCGAUUACACACAGUGGACAGAAAGCGAGUCAGAUUUCCAGUACAUUUAUAUGAGAUUGCAGUCUCUCAGACAAAGAGCAGAGUUUCUAAGCGAGUCGCUUACUGGAGUGACGGGUAUCAAUGGAGCUGCAAGGUCUAUUCGCGAAGCAAAGACCAUCAAGACGUUUACUAUCGUAGCGCUCAUUUUUAUUCCUUUGUCAUUCUCUACGAGUCUGUUUAGCAUGUCUGAGCGGUAUUUACCUGGCGAGAAGAACUUUGGGGUCUUUUUUAGUGUGUCGUUACCACUUUUGGUCUUCAUUUUUGCCGUCAUACUAUUAUUUGAUCUGGGAUAUGAUGAGAAUAGUAGUUGGACGUUCAAGACAUUUACAACCAGAAUAUGGAGGUUGUUAUUCUAAGCAUGUUGCGAAUAAACAAACACUGUCAGAUCUCAUCAUCUACAUACAUAUCCUCACCGUCCUCUCUUCCCUCUCCAUACAAAACCUCACAAACACCUGCCAGCGGAAUAUCCAUCACCGCAUCCGUUCCCUCACUCCAAAUCUCCCUCCAUCUCAAUCUCCCAUCUCCAUGCACCUUUCUCUCCCUAUUACGACUCCCCCUCAAUCUUCCCUUCGCAUCGAUCUCCGCCAACUUUCCCGCCCCAUCAACGACAGUCUCAACACUCGAUAGUGGCACCGUCAACAUCUCUGUGUUGAACGCAGCGAGAGCUACGUAGAUGUACACCACUGUCAUGACGAUAAAAGCCGGUAUGGCGAGCGCCCACCAUCGGUUGGGAUAGUAGUAUAUCCCCAGGGCGUGCAGAAAUGGCGAAGGGAGAUAGCCCCAUAGGAGGUAAAUGAGGAAUGUCAGACUGCUGAAGAGAUACAGCACAAAGCCGUAGUAUUCGUACGUCGGCACCUUUGGCGCGGCUCUAGGUACAGGCGCGAUUGCAUCGUCAUCAGAUGCGUCUGGUGUUGUUGGCCGUGAAGGGCGUAGAAGAGAUGUGAGUGAGGGCGAAGGGGGCAAAGGCGUUGGAGGUCGCCCAUAAAAUGGAGGCGCAAACAGAUUCUGCGACAAUUGUCGUGGGGGAGAAUCUUCGUCUUCUCCGGACGAACUGGCCGAUUGAGCGUCUGAGAGGAUAUCGUCCUCGUCAUCUGAGCUGAGUGACAUGUUGAUUGUGAUUUGUCUGUUUCUGUACGAACAAGACUGUAGUUUGAAG